This is a messenger RNA of Acaromyces ingoldii, 906 nucleotides long. RefSeq lists its product as hypothetical. The transcript has 2 exons. The coding region runs from base 418 to 645 and encodes 75 amino acids. The record is from RefSeq and is a predicted model, not a curated record. NCBI's taxonomy places the organism in Eukaryota, Fungi, Basidiomycota, Exobasidiomycetes, Exobasidiales, Cryptobasidiaceae.
CCCCUUCACCCCUGUCGUGGGAUUGGUUGUGGCGGGGCGCUGGAGCGGCAAUCAAUACUUCGGAAAAAUUCCGUAUCAACGAGAUACCCGACAUGCCGUGAGAGGCACUGGCAGCCUUGGCAGCUUGGUAGCGGAGGACACAAAGGGCGAGAGUGCCUCGUCGGAGUUCAGGAACGGCACGGUCCGUUGACUCUGCUUCCGUCGUCACAAUCGCAGGGCAAGCCCCUGUGCUUUCUCCUCCCCUGUAGAUUAUACGGUUCGCGGUGUAUAAAAGACCAGGCAUCUGGCUCUUGACAUCUCUUCCCUGUACCACCACCAUUCCACCGAGGCAAAGACUCUUUUCCGUUCAAGAAGGUACCACACCAUCAGCGCCAUACGGCCUAGCACGCUGUACGUCUACAUUCGGAAGCAGCCAACAUGAGGCUCACGACGAUGCACAUCAGCCUCUUCCUCCUGGCAACUGUCCUGGCCGGCAGUGCGACUGCGAGGUGUGGUGACAUGAUUUACAAAGGUCAUAAAUUCAGGAAGGUGUGCUGCGAGUGCCCAGAUUCAGAUCACGAAGGCGAAACUCUCCACGCAAAGUGCUAUCCGCACAGCAGCUGCGAUCUUGUUGAAAGUGGUUGUGAGGAGGUCUUCAGUUGUUGAUCGACGUCAUGACGCGGCGUUGGCUCGGGCGCUGUCUUUCUCGAGAGUAGAGUCUGCACAAGACCCAAGCAAGAGGCCUGUGGCAAAGAUCAUCAUUGCAAAAUACGAUUCUGAUGGCAAAGGCAGCGACCGCGGUCUCUCCGUCUGUCCUGCCAGGAAUGCUCUCUCAUCGAUAUAUUCACCGACAGUCCUUCCUCAACGAUAUGCCCCUUUCCGGCCCUUUCCUCCUCGAUCCACCACACUGUCCAUUAUUGAGUCAAC